This is a messenger RNA of Quercus robur (English oak), 2126 nucleotides long. RefSeq lists its product as uncharacterized. The transcript is spliced from 5 exons. The coding region runs from base 350 to 1582 and encodes 410 amino acids. NCBI's taxonomy places the organism in Eukaryota, Viridiplantae, Streptophyta, Magnoliopsida, Fagales, Fagaceae. The record is from RefSeq and is a predicted model, not a curated record.
UUUUCUCUACACACAACAAACACACACCCUCUCUCUCAGGCUCUAUCAAGAAAAGUAACUAAGCAAUUACCCAAAUCACUCUCUUCGAACUGUUCAAAAGCAAGGGCCUUGACCCUAGAGGCAUUAAAAAAAAAAGGCCUCGGUUUCCUUUCACAAUCUAACACACUCUCUUUCUCUGCCUUUUGAUUUUUGGGCUGGGUCCCUGAGUCUGCAAAUCCAGCAAACCCCAACUCGGGGUUGUGAUUAUUAAAUCUUAAGCAGGCAGCAAAGCAAACCACUCCAUCACUUUCGGCCAUCAAAAACCCCUCAAACCCUCCUUUCAUCAUAAUAUAGCUUUUUUUCUCUAGACAUGGCCGAGAGUUUAGAUGACGGUGAGUUUUGGCUCCCACCUGAGUUCCUUACUGACGACGACUUAGCCACGGAAAAGUAUGAAACGGAAACUCAUGAGGCCACGAAGGGUGGUCUUCUUUCUUUCGAGGUCCCAUAUAUGGGAUUUGGGUCUUUUGGGACUUCGUCGGAUCUCAGUUCUCCGGUUGAGUCCCUGGUCGGUUCGAGCGAGACAGAAAGUGACGAAGAGGACUAUCUCGUUGGCUUGACUCGUCAAAUGGCUCGCUCAACACUCGCCGACCCUGCUUUUUCGUCUGACAAGUCCAAGGCUUGGGUUGUGUCCGGUUCACCACAAUCGACCCUAUGUGGGUGCAGGCAGGGCUCGAGCAACGGAAGUCCGAACGGCCCUUCUCAGGUGUCGAACCCAGCGGCGACUUGGGAUCUGCUUUACGCUGCAGCAGGGGAAGUGGCUAGGAUGAGAACGAGUGAAGAGAUGCAGAGUCUCAACCAUGGCAGAGGAGGUCUAUUUGGUCCACCAAGGAAACUCCAACCUUCUCCAAUCACUGUUCCAGUCAAGAACAACUCCAACUCAGACGUUGGAUUUUUAUCUCGCCAAUCACUUUCUCACCAGCAGUUGCAACAGUUUCAGCAGCUGAGACACCAGCAGAUGAUUAAGCAACAGGGCUCCUCGGCGGUAUGGGGGGGACAAGCCAAAGCGAGUGGAAGAUACCAACAGAGACAGACCCAGCAAGUGGUCCAGAACCAGAACAGAGCAAGGACAAGCACCGAGUUCGUUGGUGGCAGAAAUGGUCGUCCUCUGGGUUUGUCACCAUCUGCAUGGCCUCCUCUGCAACAAGCUCAGCAGCAGCAACAACCACCACAGAAUCUGCAUAAUGGGUCUGCCAUGAGAGCUGUCUUUCUUACAAACCCAGGUGGUAAAAGAGAGAGCACUGGCACCGGUGUGUUCUUGCCGCGCCGAGUUGAUAGUCCUUCAGAUACCCGCCGAAAGCCAGGGUGUUCGACUGUUUUAGUCCCAGCGAGAGUGGUGCAGGCACUGAACUUGAACGUGGAGAACAUGGUGGGUGGUCAGCCCCAAGUUCAGUCUCGUUUUAGUGCAAAUUGUACUCCAGACACUGAUGCUGUUGCUAUAAGGCUAAGGAGUAACAAUGCUAUGCCUCACCAUCAAAGGCGCAACCUACGGCCGCAGCAAGAAAUGAACCAUGAGAUCCGGCUACCGCAGGAGUGGACUUACUGACCAAAAUGACUUGGAUUUGGUACCAGCUGGGUCCUACAUUAAUUUCGUUGCCUUUUCUUGGGAGUUUUUAGGAAAGGAAAAAGAUUUGAAAGAUUUUAGUUUUUUGCCAUAGGGAUAGAUCUCAUAGUACUAGUAAGUAUAAAGAAAAACAAGUUUGAAGAAAGAAAAUGAAACGGUGACAAUGAAAGAAGAGAAGAAAACAAAGGUUUUUUGGGUUAGUCUAGAUGGUAAUAAAUGUCUACUUUAAGGAAAGUGAAACGAAAUGAUGCUACAGCUUGUGCUUGGUUGGUUGGGCUCAGGGAACGAGGACAAUGGUGGAUGGUUUUUACUUUUUAUUUUUAUUUUCUUUAUUUUUUGUUUUUAGUAUUUCGGGAAAUAAGGCGUUGUGGGAAACAAUUGGAGGGGUUGGGUCCAUGUUUUUUGUUUUAGUGAAUUACUACUACAAAUUGAAAUGAUGCGGGUUUGUCCCUCGAAUUUGAUUCCUACCUGUCAGCCCAACCAAAUACAGUCGAGUAAUAAUAAAUGGAUUUAUUAUUUUUGCCCA